UGGUUAAACAUUGUCCCAGCUGGAGACCUCAGCUGCAGCAGGGAGGCAAGGGUGAACGGGAGAAGAGGAAGACUAAACUGGAGGCUCAGAGUUCACCUUUCCUCUGUGUUCUUGCCUUGAGUAUGGGGUACAGAGCAGCCGUGACCUGCCUGCUUCUCUGUGUCCUGCACCUCAUUGCUGGAGAAGCUGCACAUCCGAUAUAUAUGGUGACAUUCCCCUACGUGAUCUACUACCCGCAUGGAGGCAAGGUGCACAUCCAUCUUGUGAACCUGGAUGAGCCAGCACGUGUCACCCUCAGCCUGAGGAGCAGCCAUAGCAUCCCCAACGUCACCCUGGAGUCGAUGGGUAACAAGAGCCUCCAGCUGGACUGGCCUCUCUUCCCCAACAUCACUACCCCAACUGAGGAGCUCGCAUAUGUGCACGUCACGAUCCAAGGAAGUUCCCUGUCGGUCUCCAGGUAUAGGAAGGUCCUCCUGAAAGCCCCAGGUCUGUGGACCACAAUACAGAUGGACAGGACUGCCUACAAGCCUGGACAAACUGUGAAGUUUCGAAUUCUCCGUUUGGAUGAAGACUUCAUGCCCAGUGACAGAAAGCUUCCCUCAGUGACUGUGCAUGAUCCCAGAGGGAACAGCAUCGUGCAGUGGCAGGAUGUGACCACACAGCAGGGCAUCGUGGACCUGUCCCUCCUUUUGGCCAGGGACGCAGCCCUGGGCACGUACACCAUUGAGACAGAGGAGAAGAAUCACACCUUUGAAGUGACGAGACUCUGGAAUCCCCGCUUCAGAGUGCUGCUCCAGCUGCCCUCCUUUGUGAUGGAGAUGGAUGAGAAGAUCCCGCUGCACGUCUGUGGGAGGUACUCAUCAGGGAAACCUUUCCAGGGCAAAGCUGAGGCCACCCUGUGCCAUUUCCACAAAUCUUAUCUUAGAUCCUCGAAUGAAUCUUCAAGAUGUGUGAUGCUUGAAGGACAGGUGAAGAGGAAUGGCUGCUUCUCCACCCAGGUGUCCACAGCUUUAUUCAACCUGACCAGCUCUGACCAUGUGAGGCGGCUCUUUGCCAACGCAUCUCUGACGGAUGAGGACACAGGGAGAACAAAAACCAUUACUAAAAGCUGUAAGAUUUUUCCUGAAAUGCCCCUAAAUGCCUCCAAGAACACCAAUGGAUUCAAUGAAAAUGGGACGCCCUAUGAUGGAAUGGACAGCAGUAGAUUCUUGAGGAUCCGCAGGAUGAAGGCGAUUCCGCCCUGCAUCCAGCCCCUGCAGAUCCAGGUGGAUUACAACUUCAGUAUGGAGGUUCUGAAGAUGAAGCCUGGAAGUAGCCUGGAAGUGUUCGUCCUGAUCCUGGUCAAGGAGACCCUUGUGACCAUCCUCAGGAAGGAGCUGUUUGUGGAUGCAGCACUAAGUGGUUCCUUCUCCAUCGAGCUGCCCGCUGCCCACAAGUUGGUGCCCACAGCUACAGUGUCGUGCUACACGGUUGUACCUGAAGGCUGGGUUUUGUUUGACUGGACUCUGCUGCAUGUUCCCAUGUGCUUCCCCAACCAGGUAAAGCUGUCCUUCCCAGAACAAAAGGUUCUGGCAGGCUUUCAGACCCAACUGAAGGUUCAGGCUGCUCCGGGCUCCUUGUGUGCCAUCCACAUUACAGAUGAGCACACGUGGUAUGCUGGUCUCAAGGCCACCACCAGCUCCAACACAGUCUCCAGCUUACACCUCUAUUCUGAAGUCAGCUUUUACUCUGAAGAUGAAGGCCAGAAAUUUAUUGACUGUCCCUUUGGUAACCGGCCAUCGUGUUCCAUACCGCUUAACCCCUAUGAUGUGCCUAAGGAGUUAAUAGUACUUAACCCCGAUGAUGUGCCUGAGGAGUUCAUAGAACUUAACCCCAAUGAUGUGCCUAAGGAGUUCAUCAUCAUUAGACGUAAACCCAAACGCCAUAAGAAUAGGAAGGGACGAUCGUACUUUGACGAUAGGAAUUUGUGUGACCCAGACACGGAUGCAGCCUUGAAAAGUGUCACCAACACUGGUCUGGAUAUGUGCUUAUUGGAUUUAAUCCAAACACCAGGAAAGCCAGAGGUUGAUGAGCACAGAAUCUGGCUGGAUCAAGCACAGCAGAUGGAAUUUCUGGGGACACGGCUGUGGAAACUGGUCCCUGUGGGGGAGGAUGGCUCUGCAGAGGUGACGGUGACGAUGCCCGAUGCCAUCAAGGAGUGGAAGGCUGGGAUGUUCUGCACUGCGCCCACAGGCGUGGGGCUGGCCCCCACUGCCACCCUCGUGACUUACAAGCCCUUCUCGGUGGAGAUGGCUCUGCCCUAUGCUGUCACCAGUGGAAAAAGCUUUGCUGUGGCUGCCACCAUCUUCAACCACCUGCAGCGCUGCCUAUGGGUUCGAGUGAUGCUGGAGGACUCAGAAAAUCUGGAGGUGUUGGAGAGGGCAGAUGAAGCAGGUGGUGGCUGUGUGUGUGGAUACGAAGCCAGGACCUUCCAGUGGGAUGUGCAAGCCAUCAGUCCGAGGAAGGUGAAUGUCACCAUCAGCGCCCAGGCCCUGAGCACAGAGGAACUGUGUGGAUCUGAGGUGCCCGUGGUGCCAGCACAGAGGGAUGUGGACACUGUGACAAAACUGCUGGUUGUGAAGCCUUCAGAGCAUUGAAGAUUGAUGUGAAUGGAAACUGCAGCUUCCUGGCUGUUCUGCUCCUGACUGCAUCCAGGCAACUCUCGAGCCUCUGCCCAUUCCUGCUGCUUCACCCCCUUUGCCUGACCGGAGCCUUCAGCAACGUGGUUGAGAUGGGGAAUCCACUUGAGGUCCCAGUUCCUACCUGUCAGUUCCAUCACUCUGUGUACAUCAGGGACUGAUGGGAGACGUCUGCAUUGCUGCCCACCAGGGUCACGUGGCUGCCCUUGAGCUGACAGCAGUGUAAUUCCUGGAAAAGAAAAAAAAAAAAGGGCAAAAAAAAGCCCUGGGGAUCAAUGGAAGUUGAAAUGAGCCAGGAGCAAUGGCUGGCCAUGCAGAGGAUGGUCUGUGCUGCUCCUGUAUGAGCCAGGCUGGAAAAUUAAGACAAAUAUAAGAGAAGAAAUAGAAGCAGCAAAAGGUUUUUUCUUGCAAAAAAGCUCCUUGUCUUCAGGCUCUUUCUCGGAAUCCCUGGACGCAGCCACCCCCAAGGGCUGGCACUUUGUGCUUUGGGUUGCAGUGUUCCUGUCCUGUUGAACAGUACAUUAAGGGGCUGUGGUUUGUUUGCAUUCACUGUCUGCUUUGUUUUGCCAAAUAAAAAGCUGGAACUAGAA
This is a messenger RNA of Coturnix japonica (Japanese quail), 3268 nucleotides long. RefSeq names its product alpha-2-macroglobulin-like protein 1. The record is from RefSeq and is a predicted model, not a curated record. Gene Ontology annotation, molecular function: endopeptidase inhibitor activity. NCBI's taxonomy places the organism in Eukaryota, Metazoa, Chordata, Aves, Galliformes, Phasianidae.